Molecule: messenger RNA, 5314 nt
Organism: Bursaphelenchus okinawaensis
Lineage: Eukaryota; Metazoa; Nematoda; Chromadorea; Rhabditida; Aphelenchoididae
Source: the annotation of a GenBank genome assembly
AUGGCGACGUUGGUUGAUUUGUUUAAUCAGCUUGUGGGCGACCCCACCAAGAAGGAUAACGUGGUACUACAAGAUAUUACCAGGACAUGGACGGUGGCCGAGUUGGACAAGGUCACCUACAACUUGGCUGCUCAUUUUAAAUCCAAGUUUGAUUGUAAGAAGGGGUCAUGCGUGGCCCUUUACAUGAACAAGAGUGCGGAAUAUGUCAUUUCGUACAUUGCAACAUUACGAGCAGGUUUGUUAAAACCGUAAGUCUGAUUACUGUAACACUUUAAGGAGGAGCGUACUUGCCCUUGGACAUUUCAUAUCCCGAAAACUUGCUGACUUCUGUGCUCGAUGAAGUUGUACCCGCCGUAGUGGCAACUACACCACAACACGUAUCCAAACUACCAGGUACUGUAGUUUUUGGGGUAGUUACAGGGUUAAAUACGUUUAUAUCUUUCUACUUUUGUAGAGCAAACCCCACGAUUCGUAUUCGAAAACAACUGGUCGAUAGACGACUCCAAAGUCGCCCUUCCAGAUGACAUUACUCCAGAUGAUAAGGCCUACAUUGUCUACAGUUCGGGAACCACAGGAAAGCCUAAGGGCAUAGUUUGUCCCCACCGGGGAGCAGUGGUGUCCUACCAAUACCGAUUCGAGAACUACCCCUACCAGGAAGAUGACGUUGUAGCUUGUAACGUGUUCUUCGUCUGGGAGUUGCUGAGACCAAUUCUCAAAGGUAACAUACUACUGUAAAAAUCACCCUUUUGUAGGUAUAAAACUGGUAGUGAUUCCUGACGAUGUUAUAUACGAUCCAGCCCCAUUGUGUGAGUUUCUGAAGAAACACAAUGUCACGAGGAUGUUGUUCACGCCUUCUUUGAUGGAGACGGUACUAGACACCCAGAAGUCGGGGUACCUGAAGGAAUCUUUCAAAAAGUUCAGGUGAGGCUAACUGACAAAAGAUACUGAAGUGUCAUUAAGUCUUGAGUCAUAGUACAAUAUAAUGUCAUGAUCGAGUAAAUUGCAGAGUAAUCCAUCUUUGUGGAGAAGUUGUCACCACGAACUUGUUGUCUCGUAUCAUGAACCACUUUUCCCAUUGUACGAUCGUCAACUUGUACAGUAUCUCUGAAACACACGAUGUUGCUGUAGCCGACCUAAACGACUUCUUUAAAAAAAACGAACCGAGAAAGUUUGCACCUGUCGGAAAAGUGCUCCCCUCGGUAAAAGUACUCAUUCUGGACCAAAACCAACGAAGAGUACCAAUCGGGGUACCAGGCGAAAUAUUCGUAUGUGGCCCUACUUUAGCCUUGGGGUACCUAAACCGACCAGAACUAAACAAGAACAGGUUCCUAGAGGUGCCUUCGGAGUACCAGAAUGAGUUGGGAUGUACUCGGAUGUAUCGUACUGGAGAUUGGGGCUACGUACUGCCCAACUCGGUGCUCGAGAUUUGCGGCAGAGUAGAUACUCUGGUUCGUAUCAGAGGCUACGGAGUAGAGCUACAAGCUAUUGAAGCUACACUGCUCAAGUUCCCGUAUGUCAAAAGUUGCGCUGUCGAGAGUAUCGGGCAGGAAGGCGAGGACAAACAGCUGGCUGCCUACAUCGUGCUCAAAGAGAACGUCUCCAGAAAGUCAAUUAGAGCCGAGCUUAAGAGACUACUGCCUUUCUACAUGGUACCCCACUUCUUCGUAUUUAUGGAAAAGUAGGCUGACUAAACUCAUUAUUUAACAUUACGUUUAGUUGAGUGUUGCUCGACUUAUCGAGCGUGUUCAAUUUCAAAUUGUCUUAUAAUACUUUAUAAUUAUUCUUGCAGACUGCCAGUCGUCGCUGCCUCCAGUAAAAUCGACAGAAAAGCGUUGCCAGAUGUCGAGUUCGAGAGAGACGUCGUCGAAACAGAAGCUCUUCCACAGACGCCGACCGAGAAGAAGCUGGCCGCCAUCUGGGCUGACGUCCUUCAGCACUCUACACUAGACAUUCAGGAGAGCUUCUUCGACUUGGGAGGGUAAGUUAGCGAUUAAAAUUUCAUUAAAAUGACGAUAUUAAAUACAUAACAAAGCAAAUAGUUACUAUCCUUUACAGACACUCGUUAAUGGCAGCAAGACUUCUGAAUCGUGUCACCGAAGAAUUCAAUGUGAAGUUCACGACGCGAGACCUCUUUUCGGCGCCCACGGUGUACGAGAUGGCCAGAAUCAUCGACGGAGUAGACCACGUAUCGCCAGAGCAUUCUGUAAAUUUAGAUUACCAGAUCGAGACGCACGACGUCAAGGAUAACAUGUAAGCUAACCCUACAAACUUAAGAACAAUUAUUAGUCCAUUGUUCUGAAUGAUAUUGUUUUAGCAUGGACCUCCAUCUACGUGCCUUCUGGAGAUCUACAGAAUGGGGAAACCGCUUCUUCCGGUCGAAUAUUCUUCUGACUGGAGUGACCGGCUUCCUGGGUGCUCACUUUUUGUACGAGAUCCUAGUCAACUCCCAAGCCAACGUGGUGUGUGUAGUCCGUGAGGUUAGCGGAGAGCCUGUAGAAGACCGUGUCAAGUUUUCUCUCAAGAAAUCCGGACUUUGGACUAAUUCGAUGCCAGAAAUCAUACGGUAACUCUUACUGUAACUGGUUCUUUACAAGUAUAAGAUAUUUAUGAUUUCUAAUCGUAUAAAACCAGGACUACGUACUUAUUCUAGCGAACGUGUUCGUGUAGUCAGUGGUGACAUUGCUCUAAUCAAACUAGGACUGAGCGAAGAACAUUACCAUUUCCUGACCUAUGACAUCGAUGUGGUUGUGCAUUCUGCAGCUUACGUCAACUUGAUCUACCCAUACCAAGCAAGCACAUUACAAAAUUAUUAAAAAUUUACAAAAACCAGUCACAUUCUAUAUUAUUGAAAUGCCAUCUCAAUGUGAAAAUUGUUUUAGGCUCUGCAUGGUAUCAACGUACUCGGAACUCGCAACGUGCUAGACUUCUGCCACCAAAACAAGGUGAAACCUCUACAUUACAUCAGCACUGAUGCCGUCAUUCCUCAAAAUCUACAUGACAUCGACGAGAACUUUGACAUUUCAAAAGUAAAGGAGAAACUGUCAGACGGCUACUCCCAGAGUAAAUAUGUAGCCGAGAACCUCGUUAGACGAUCAAUGGACCGAGGCCUUCCUGGAAUCAUCUACCGUUUAGGGAAUCAAGCAGCCUCGAGUAAGGCGGCCAUCUGGAACGAGCAGGACUUCACCUAUCUCAUGCUCAAAGCUGUCAUUCAUACUGGAGCCGCGCCGAACCUGGAUUGGACCGUGAGUUUAUCAUAAUUGAACCCUUAUCAUAAAUAAGAGACUCAAAAUAUUGUUUAUCAAAAAAACUCUUAUCCAAACAAAAGGGAUUUCUCUUUAAGCGUAAUGUUGUUUUAGGUUGAAGUAACGAAUGUUGACUUCACGAGCAAGUUUGUCAACCAUCUGAUCACCAAAGAAUUCUGUGAAAACGUAGACAAAACAUUCCACCUUACCAAUUCCGUGGGACCAAAGUGGAAUGACAUUAUCAACUGGCUGAUUGAGUAUGGAUACGACCUUCAAUUCGUCGAGGGAAAUGUCUGGAUCGAACAGUAAGUCUGUCUACAUUCAAUUCAACACCUAAUCUCAAUAAACACUGAAACAUAUUUUUCUAGGGUUAGUACGUCUACCGACCCCGCUCUCCAACAAAUCCAGAAGUUACUGCAGCUGAUGGUCAGGUAAUACAAUAAUAUAACGCUAAUAUAAUAAUAUGUAAUAUACUCUAAGGACAAUGUAAAGGAUACUGACCUCAAAUACUUUCAGAGACGAGUCUUUCUUCCGAACACAAUCAACAUAUCUCCGUUCUAACACUGAUUCUCUGUUAUCAACCCUAAAGUGGAAGUAUCCAACCUUGGACAAGAAACUGUUUCACCAUUGGGUCCGAAGAUUGGUCGAGCAGAAGGCCAUUGCCAAACCGAGACCAAAAUCAGGUACUUCCAGUUUAAAAAAAUAAAAAUUAAAACGAAACCUCUCCGUAAAAAUGGCAGAAUCCGCUUUCGCCGUCGCGAAAAUGAUUUUCGCAUUCACGCCUAGGCGCGCCUUCCGUUUUUGGGUCAAGUGUUACAUUUUCAGAGUUGAAAAAUGUAACUACUUGUCUCGAAAUGGAGGGUUAAAAAAAGGCGAAGAAAGCGGAGGGCGAAAACAGAUUUAUUCGUAAAAAAUAUUUUCCGUGAAUAAAAAAUAAAUAAUGGAAAAAAUAUAAAAUUGAAGAUCUGCGCGAAUUAAAACUUUUUGUUUAAGAAAAAGCCGGCUUGCAAAAUGAAGUAAGAAGUCAAAAGAUCUAAAAAGUUUGUUUUACAGUUUAAAACAGUAAAUAAAUAUUUUUUAAGGUUUUAAAGUGACUUUUACCAUUUAAUGUUAUCAUCGUUUUAAGAAAUACAACAAACUUUUUUGCCAUAAAUUUAUUAAUUUAGGCAUGACAUUGUUGAACAAGGUCUGCGUAGUCACUGGAGCCAGCGAGGGUAUAGGAGAAGCGAUAGCCAGGUACCUGGCCAGAGAAGGAGGUAAAGUCGUAUUGUUGGCUAGACAGUUGGAGAAGCUGGAGAAGAUCGUGGCCGACCUUGUUUUUAACGGAAUCUCAGAGUCUUCUUUGAUGGCAUUGAAAUGCGAUGUGACUAACGAACAGAAUGUCACGAGUGCGGUAGAGAGUGUCAUCAACGAGUACAACAAGAUAGAUGUGUUAGUUAAUUGUGCUGGCUGUAUGUAUUACUGUAUGGCCAAGAAUGGGUACACAGACGAAUGGAAACGACAGAUUGACGUGAACUGUCACGGAACUACUUUGGUGACGUCUAGCGUCAUUCCAAUCAUGAUAAAACAGAAUCUGGGACAUAUUGUAAAUAUCACUUCUGAUGCGGGAAAACGAGUGAGUAUGUUUAAGGUAUACUGUAUAUAACAUUUUGUUACAUUUUUCCUUUACAACUAGUUUCUUGUAGGGAUUUGCGGGUUUGGCGGUUUACUCUGGAAGCAAAUUCUACAUUGAAGGCUUCGUACAAGCCUUGAGGCAAGAGUUGGUUGAGUAUAAUAUCAAGUUCACCAACAUUCAACCAGGAGAUGUAUCCACCAAAUUGGCUGGGCGAUCCACAGAUAAAGAGGUGGGUUUUACAAAAAUCAUGACUAAAAUUAACAUUUCUUUCUAAAGUCCCAUUAAAACCACGAAAUUUUUGAUUUUACAGGCUUCUGAAAAGUAUGAUUUCUCUAAAGCUGGCCACAAAAUCCUUGACCCUGAAGACGUGGCCAAGGCUGUUGUAUUCGCUGUCGGUCAAUCUAAACAUGUGGCAGUGAAUGAACUUUUGAUUGAACCACAACAAGCUCCGAUAUAA